AUGGCAGACACCGCCAUACUCCCCGUCUCCUCUGCGCCCUCCCGCUCCUCCUUCGAAACGGCAACCGACCCAGAGAAGCAGCGCGAGGCCGCCCGCAGCAGCAACCCGAAUGGCUUCGUCCAGCCCACCAGCGGCGUGUCCGUCGCCGGCGCUGAAGCCGAGUUCGCCUCCCUCCAGAAGGAGCUGACGAACAUCUCCCGCGUGGCCACGCGCAAAUCCGAGGCUGGCGCCAAGGGCGAAAAGGACGUCGAGAAGGUCAGCUCGGCGAGCACGGUUAGCGAGCCCUUCGAUCUCGAGGGCACGCUCAGGGGAAACAGAGAGGCAGACGAGGUUGCGGGGAUCCGCGCCAAGAAGAUUGGAGUGCUCUGGGAUGGUCUGACCGUGAGGGGCCAUGGUGGGGUUGCGAAUUUCGUCAAGACGUUCCCGGAUGCGUUUACGGACUUCUUUAAUGUCUGGGCUACGGGGAAGCAGAUUCUUGGUCUCGGGAAGAAGGGGCGUGAGGUCGAUAUCCUGAAGGGGUUUAGGGGGCUGGUGAAGCCGGGAGAGAUGGUGCUCGUGCUUGGGAGACCGGGCAGCGGAUGUACCACUUUCUUGAAGGUUAUUGCGAAUCAGCGCUUUGGAUAUACGGGCGUCGAAGGGGAUGUGUUUUACGGAUCCUUUGAUGCGCAGACGUUUGCGAAACAGUACCGUGGAGAGGCCGUGUACAACCAGGAGGACGAUGUGCACCACCCCACCCUGACCGUGGCCCAGACGCUGGCCUUCGCGCUGGACACGAAGAUCCCCGGCAAGCGACCUGAAGGGAUGUCCAAGGGGCACUUCAAGGAGCGCGUCAUCCAGACGCUGCUGAAGAUGUUUAACAUCGAGCACACGGCAAACACGGUUGUCGGAUCGGCCUUCGUCCGUGGUAUCUCGGGCGGAGAGCGCAAGCGUGUCUCCAUCGCUGAGAUGAUGGUGACGGGUGCGACGGUUUGCGCGUGGGAUAACUCGACGCGCGGACUCGAUGCGUCAACUGCCCUAGACUAUGCUAAGUCUCUGCGCAUCAUGACCAACAUUUACCAGGCUACUACUUUCGUUUCGCUCUACCAGGCCAGUGAGAACAUCUACAAGCAGUUUGACAAGGUCCUUGUUAUCGACAGCGGUAGACAGGCGUUCUUCGGCCCGGCGGACCAGGCGCGUGGAUACUUCGAGUCGCUCGGCUUCAAGGAGAAGCCGCGUCAGACGACCCCCGAUUUCCUCACUGGCUGCACCGACGAGUUCGAGCGCGAAUACGUCGAUGGUUGCGAGCCACACACACCAGAAACUCUCGCUCAAGCCUUCACCGAUUCCAGCUUCUCAGAGUCCCUCACCACCUCCAUGGACGCCUACAAGGCCUCCCUCGAGCCUAACCGUCAGAGCCACGAGGACUUCCGCGUCGCUGUCACCGAGAGCAAGCGCGGUCGCGGCACUGCUCACUCCGUCUACUCCGUCCCCUUCUACAUGCAGGUCUGGGCUCUCAUGCGCCGCCAGUUCCUCAUCAAGUGGCAAGACAAGUUCCAACUGUGUGUGUCCUGGGGCACCUCCAUUAUCAUCGCCAUCGUCGUCGGUACCACCUGGCUCAACAUCCCGCAGACAAGCGCCGGCGCCUUCACGAGGGGAGGAGUGCUGUUUAUUAGUUUCUUAUUCAAUUGCUUUCAAGCUUUCGGCGAACUGGCGAGCACUAUGCUCGGCAGGCCGAUUGUCAAUAAACAUCGAGCGUAUACAUUUCAUCGGCCCAGUGCUCUAUGGGUAGCCCAGAUCGCGGUCGAUUUGUCGUUUGCGGCAAUGCAGAUCUUCUUGUUCUCGCUGAUAGUUUACUUCCUGUGUAACUUGGCGCGGGAUGCUGGCGCAUUCUUCACGUUUUAUAUUGUUAUUGUGCUAGGGUACUUGACGAUGACGUUGUUUUUCAGAGUCAUUGGAUGCUGCUGCCCUGAUUUCGAUUAUGCUAUCAAAUUCGCCGUCAUCACGAUCACGUUCUUCGUCCUUACCACUGGGUAUUUGAUUCAGUACGAGUCCCAGAAGGUCUGGCUGCGUUGGAUUUUCUGGAUUAACCCGUUCGGUCUCGGCUUCUCAUCUCUCAUGGCCAACGAAUUUAGUCGCAUAGACUUGACCUGCACAGGCCAGUCCUUGAUCCCCAACGGACCGGGUUAUGGAAAUAUCAGCCACCAAGUCUGCACGCUCGCUGGCAGUAUCCCGGGGAACCCUAUCGUCUCUGGCAAGGACUACAUUCAAACAUCGUUUGCAUAUAACCCGAGCGACCUUUGGAGAAACUUCGGCAUACUCGUUGUUCUGAGCGCCUUCUUCUUAACUGUUAACAUCCUCACGGGCGAGUUGCUGAACUUCGGCGCUGGCGGAAACGCGGCAAAGACCUUCGCACACCCAACGAAAGAGACCGACGAGCUGAACGCGAGUCUCAUCGCCACCCGCGAGGCGCGACGCACUGGCAAGGGCGAGGCAGCGAGUUCGGACCUCAAGAUCGAAUCCAAGGCCGUCCUGACCUGGGAGGGGCUUAACUAUGACGUGCCGACUCCUUCUGGACAACUGCGCCUCCUGAACAACAUUUACGGUUACGUCAAGCCUGGAGAGUUGACUGCUCUGAUGGGUGCAUCGGGUGCAGGCAAGACGACGCUUCUCGAUGUGCUCGCUUCGCGCAAGAACAUUGGUGUCAUCUCCGGUGACGUCCUGGUCGAUGGUCUGAAACCUGGCACUGCAUUCCAGCGCGGUACUUCUUAUGCGGAGCAAUUGGAUGUGCAUGAGCCGACACAGACUGUUCGUGAGGCCCUGCGCUUCUCGGCUGAUCUCCGCCAGCCUAUCGAUGUCCCGCGGUCCGAGAAGUAUGCUUAUGUCGAGGAGAUCCUGUCUCUGCUUGAGAUGGAGGAUAUGGCCGAUGCUAUUAUUGGACACCCCGAGAGCGGGCUCGCUGUUGAGCAGCGCAAGCGCGUUACAAUUGGUGUUGAACUUGCUGCCAAGCCAGAACUGCUACUCUUCCUCGACGAGCCGACAUCUGGCCUCGAUUCUCAAUCUGCUUUCAAUAUUGUGCGUUUCCUGAAGAAGCUCGCGGCUGCGGGCCAGGCUAUCCUCUGUACCAUCCAUCAGCCAAACGCUGCUCUCUUCGAAAACUUUGAUCGUCUUCUUCUGCUUCAACGUGGUGGACGUUGCGUCUAUUUCGGCGACAUUGGCUCGGAGGCCACGACUCUUCUUGAUUACUUCCACCGUCAUGGCGCCGAUUUCCCUGCCGACGCCAAUCCCGCAGAGACCAUGCUCGACGCCAUCGGCGCUGGCCAGGCCGCGCGUGUCGGCGAUCAUGACUGGGCUGACAUCUGGGCCGAGAGCCCUGAACUCGCCACCGUCAAGGCACAGAUUACAAGCAUGAAAGCGACGCGGAUGGCUGAGGUUGGCGCUUCGACCGAAACCACCGAUUCGCGCGAGUUCGCGACGCCUCUGAUGCACCAGCUGCGGAUCGUCCAGGCCCGUACGAACCUCUCGUUUUGGCGGUCGCCGAACUACGGCUUCACGCGCCUUUUCAACCACGUCGUCAUUGGCCUUGUGACGGGGCUGACCUACCUCAACCUCAACUCGUCGCGCGCGUCGCUCCAGUAUCGUGUCUUCGUCAUGUUCCAGGUCACCGUGCUUCCCGCCAUCGUGCUCUCGCAGGUCGAGCCCAAGUAUGCCAUCUCGCGCACCAUCUUCUACCGCGAGUCUAGCUCGAAGAUGUACUCGCAGUUCGCCUUUGCCACCUCUCUCAUCGUGGCCGAGAUGCCUUACUCCAUCCUCUGCGCAGUCGCCUUCUUCCUCCCGCUUUACUAUAUGCCGGGCUUCUCAUCGGAACCUACGCGCGCGGGAUAUCAAUUCCUCAUCACCCUCAUCACGGAGCUCUUUUCCGUUACCCUCGGUCAGAUGAUCGCAGCUCUCACCCCAUCCCCCUACAUCGCCGUCCUCCUCAACCCCUUCGUCAUCAUCACCUUCGCCCUCUUCUGCGGUGUCACUCUCCCUCCUCCUGCCAUGCCCGCUUUCUGGCGCGCCUGGCUCUACGAACUCGACCCCUUCACCCGCCUCAUCGGCGGCAUGGCCGCCACCGAGCUCACUGGCCGCGAGGUCGUCUGCGCCGCUCGGGAACUAAACCGCUUCGUCGCCCCCAUUGGGCAGACGUGCGGCGAGUACAUGGCUGAUUUCUUCAAGGCGGGCGGCAUGGGUUACCUCGUCGACGAGUCGGGGAGCAACUGCGAGUUCUGCGCGUUUAAGAAUGGGGAGCAGUUCCUGCAGGGGAUGGAGAUGCAUUGGUCGAAUCGCUGGAGGGAUUUGGGCAUUUUUGCGGCGUUUAUCGUUAGUAAUAUUGCGAUUUUGCUGGUUGCUUCGAGAUAUCUGAAUUUUAAUAGACGGUAAGUGGACUGAGAUUUGAGGCGAGAGGCGCCUAUUAUACAAAGUAAUACAGUACAACAUGGUACGGGACCGACCGGAGGAGACAAAGGCGGUACAGUAAGUAAGAGGAUAUAUUUAAAAUGGUGGGAUGGGAUAGGAUGGGGUUCAUAACAUAUAUGGCCAUAUUAAAAGAAAGACUUCCUGGUUGGGAAGCGGAGACUGAGACAGUUGGAUAAUUUUAUUUUAGAUUUUGGGGGGUUAUAUGGUGGUGGUAUGGUUCAUUAAGACAAUAUAUAUAGAUAUUUGGAUUUAAAAAGAGAAAUAUAACAAAAAUAACG
Pseudogymnoascus verrucosus is the source of this 4712-nucleotide messenger RNA. RefSeq lists its product as uncharacterized. Gene Ontology annotation, cellular component: membrane. Gene Ontology annotation, biological process: transmembrane transport. Gene Ontology annotation, molecular function: ABC-type transporter activity; ATP hydrolysis activity; ATP binding. NCBI's taxonomy places the organism in Eukaryota, Fungi, Ascomycota, Leotiomycetes, Thelebolales, Thelebolaceae. The coding region runs from base 1 to 4398 and encodes 1465 amino acids. The transcript is spliced from 3 exons. The record is from RefSeq and is a predicted model, not a curated record.